ACAACGUAAUACAUAACUAUCCAUCUAAAACCCGAAAUGAUCCACCGCGCAUCUUACGGCAGCGGUGGGGGUGUAAAUUUUAGGUUACGUAUUCCAACACUAUCUAUUUAUUGACGAAAACACUGCUAUGUUUAAGGCUCACUAUGUAGCACUCGCCGUGAUCCUGCUACAAAUAGAUGCAGCCACCAUCACCAAGAGAAGCUACUCGGACCGGUCCAUACGAGGGUAUGUCACGGAGCGAACGUGCUGGUGGAACGAGGUUUGCAAGGAGGAGUUCCAAACUCUCUUCCGAUGCAAGUGCCCCUCGUGGUCCUACUGCCGCAGCCCCGGCCGGUACUACAAUGCGGUGUGCUCCAUGACGGAAACUGGCUACAUCUGGGACCAGCCCAACUCGCAGUGGCGCGGGCAAUAAGUAAAUUGAUUGAGAAACCUCCGUGUGCCGAGAUCUGAGACUGAUGAGAUGGAUCCACUAUUUUCAUAAUUAGUUUAGCUCUCCUGUCAUGCAACGAAUCACGUAAUAAACUUUUAAUU
Molecule: messenger RNA, 531 nt
Organism: Aricia agestis (brown argus)
Lineage: Eukaryota; Metazoa; Arthropoda; Insecta; Lepidoptera; Lycaenidae
Exons: 3
Coding region: 128-412 (94 amino acids)
Source: RefSeq, a predicted model, not a curated record